Messenger RNA from Trichoderma gamsii, 753 nucleotides. RefSeq lists its product as hypothetical. Gene Ontology annotation, molecular function: chromatin binding. Bases 1 to 753 code for a protein of 250 amino acids. The record is from RefSeq and is a predicted model, not a curated record. The transcript is spliced from 3 exons. NCBI's taxonomy places the organism in Eukaryota, Fungi, Ascomycota, Sordariomycetes, Hypocreales, Hypocreaceae.
AUGGAGCCGACGAAACAGAGGCCCUGCGCCAUUGAAAGCAAUGACCAUGCGGAAUGCCCUUUCUUUGUGAAGAUAGCCGCGGCAUGUAUGGAUGAGCACCAGUUGCCUCAGAAGCGUAAGCGCGGUCGCCCAGACAAACAAGAAUACUGUUUUCAGAGGUCGCCGUUCACUCCCAGUGGAAAAUUCAACUCAUGUGAGAGCUUAGAUGUGUUAUACUCUAUCAGGCCGCGCAAGAAGUGGUCUACUAUGACUCGCUACCGGAGUUUCGUUUUACAUCAUAUCAAAUAUGGCAGUGGCGACUUUGUCUAUGUCGCCAACGAUAGAAGUCUCAGUCAAGAAGAUGCUGCCAAAAAAGACUCUGAUCAGAUGUGUGAGCUGCACUGGAUAGCAAAGAUUCUCGAGAUUAGAGCCUUGGACGACACUCAUAUUUAUGCGCGAGUAUACUGGAUGUACUUGCCAGAUGAUCUUCCUGAGAAUACUCUCGACGGCCAGAAGGUAGUAUCGGGGCGACAGCCUUACCACGGUCAGAGGGAGUUAAUGGCUUCUAAUCACAUGGACAUCAUUAACGUUAAUAGUAUUGUCGGUCAAGCAACUGUCGACCAAUGGAUGGAGUUUAAAGAGAAAUCUGAAGAAAAUCAAGCCCAAGGUGUACUGUACUGGCGGCAGGCCCUUGACUACUUGACACGACAGCUUUCUGUAUAUGCAUCCCACUCCCUAACCCCUUUCUCUUUCCUUUGUUACUUUAACCAUUGA